CAGGGGCUCUGUGCUGGGCUUCUUCGCCCCACUAACUCCAGCCUGUUGACAAACCGCUCUCUUGGGUUCAGGCACACAAGCCUUGGUCCCCAGUGGACAUUCCCAGUGCUCUUCCCAGGUAGGAAAGCUCUCCCCUCACGGCUAACCUAAAGCUGAAAGUGGGAAUGGAGCGAGGCGCUGGCGGCGCCAGGGGGUGAGUGGGGACCGCUGGAGCACCCAUCAGUGCCAUCACUGCCUCUCGAGUCUCAAUAAAAACCGUGCCUGCUAUGCACACGUAGCUUCAAGACUGCUCCCAAGCUCCCACUGCCAAUCAGAUCCCCUCUCCUAAAAACAGAUCGCCUCUUCUAUGAGAUCAUGAAUCAGGCAGAUAAAAAUCAACAAGAAAUCCCAUCAUACCUUAGUGAUGAACCACCAGAAGGUUCAGUAAAAGAUCACCCACAGCAGCAACCAGGCAUGUUGUCCCGUGUGACUGGGGGUAUCUUCAGUGUUACAAAGGGAGCUGUUGGUGCCACCAUUGGUGGUGUGGCUUGGAUUGGUGGAAAGAGCCUGGAGGUGACCAAAACAGCUGUUACAACUGUGCCUUCCAUGGGAAUAGGGCUGGUGAAAGGGGGCGUGUCUGCUGUGGCUGGAGGUGUUACAGCUGUUGGGUCUGCUGUUGUAAACAAAGUGCCCUUAACAGGAAAGAAGAAAGACAAAUCUGACUAAAAUAUGGAGAUAGACUUGCUCUCCACAGCAUUAUGAUGCCAGUGGCAUUGAAUUGCUAAAUUAUGGACUACAACCAAGUCACCUGUUUUGGACGUUUAUCUUCUAAAUUGCUGUGUUGAAAGUACUGAUGACUGGCUUUCAUCUAAAAAGAAGAGACCAAUACUAGCACAGUGUAUGAAGGUUUCUCAUACUUCAAUUCCAGCUUUUUAUCUGGUAAAAUGUUACUUAUUCAGUUGUAACUGAAGAUAUGGUAUAUUUGAAUAUUUACUAUAAGUCUUUCAGUUUAACUAAAAAUGUGAAAGUUGAAUUUAGUGGAUAAUCUUUACAGUUCCAUAUGUACAAUGUGCCAGGUAACUCAUCUGCCCCUUAAGAAGGGAAGCUUGAACUACAUAAACUGUACCUUUGAUGUGCCUAAUAGUUUCAGAUGUCUUAGUUUUUUUAUAACCAUAGUUGCUUAGGCCAAGAGGCAUUCUUUUUGUUAUUUAAGCUGGUAAAAGUAGCAGGAAUUAGAGAAGUUUAAAAGAAAAGAUAAAUUUUAUGAUACUGAGUGUUAACCCAUCUUUCAUUAGAUAUGCAUUAUAUUAAUUUAAUCAUUGAUGCCUUACAAAAGAAAACAUCUUUUCUAAUACCCUAAAUAUGUGCAGUUCUUAGAACUAUAUAUGAAUUCUUUUAAAAGUUGUGAAAUUAGUUUUCCCUUUUAAGGAUCUCAGGAGUAGUGGGGUAAAGGCAUUUCUUGCUCUCAGCAGGUAAGAUAAUGCUCGUUAACUUUUUGUUAACUAUUAGUAGUUAUAAGCAAAUCGUACGCUUCAACCUGGGUUCAUGCUCCAUCACUAAUACACCUCACAGUGCCUAAGGAACAUUUCUUUACUGGUCAGAAGCUAUGUUGUAAGAGUUUCAUAUUAAGGAGGAAUAAAUAAUUUUAAGUUCUUAAGAAUUAUCUAAAGCAUCCAAGAUAU
Molecule: messenger RNA, 1661 nt
Organism: Ceratotherium simum simum (southern white rhinoceros)
Lineage: Eukaryota; Metazoa; Chordata; Mammalia; Perissodactyla; Rhinocerotidae
Source: RefSeq, a predicted model, not a curated record